GGCCCCCGCCUCUUAGUGCGCGCGCUGGGCCUCCUUGCGGCUCGCGGCCGGAGCUGAUCAUCGUUUUCCCAGGCCCUCGCACAGCAUCCUCUCUCCCUUGGGAGCGAGAAAGCAACCCCUUUCUGUCCCCUCCAUUUCCCGCGAGCCCCUAGGCGGGACGGAGCGGAGGCUCUCGGAGCCUCCAGCCCCGACCCAGGGCUCUUGGGACUUGCGACCCUCUCUCCAAAAAGGGCAGGGAAGGAGCGCGAGGUGGGGCGGGGGUGACUUCGGGGGAGGGAAGGGCUUUUGUAGAAAGGACGCAGCUGCAGAUCGGUAGCUGGAGGCCACACGGUAAAAUAAGCGCCUCGCAGACGUCUGCGCCCGAGUUAAGUUAGACCCAGGAGGCAGAGUCCACGCCCUGCGCGGGUGGGCCCCGGCACCCCGAUUGGGAACCUCGCUGUCAGUUACCCUAGUUUUUGCAGAUCGUUCAGUGUUCAGGAAAUGAGUCCCUGGAUGCCAGCUCUUUCGCGUCCUGGUGUCUGAAUGCAGUUGGACGCCGGAGCCCAGAGUCUCCCCAGCCUGAAGAACCCGCUUUCUGCUCUCACCAUGAGCUUGCGGAACCUGCCAGGUGCAAAGCACCGGUCAAGCAUAUGGGAGGGAGUGUGGCUUCAGUCUUGCUCAGAGCCCUGCAUUGUUUAGGGCCAAAGGAAUAACUGGGAAAGUGAAUGAAAGGCCAGAGAAUCCCGCCAUGGAACUCCGCUCGUAUGCUGUCUCUGUCGCUCCAGCAUCUGAAAGGAGUAAAUAAUGGUUUCCUUUGAAAUGGCAGGCAAUUAGGACUGGGAGUCUCUGACCAGAAUUACACAGCCACAACUGCCUGUCAUUUGACAUGCUCUGUAAUUUGGGCCAACGUACUGCAGCUGCUUCUCUUCCUCUUUUACUAGUAUGAGUGGCUCCGGUGACAGCCCCUUCGUGUUCACAGGAAGAGAAGGCUGUGUUCUGAACGCUGACCAACUUGCACUGGUUUUCCCUUGGGCCAGGGCUGUUUCUGGAGUCACUGCCUCUUCCAGGAGGAUAAACUUUCACUGAUGGCUCAGUUGGGAGCAGUUGUGGCUGUGGCUGCCAGUUUCUUUUGUGCAUCUCUCUUCUCAGCCGUGCACAAGAUAGAAGAGGGGCAUAUUGGGGUGUAUUACAGAGGUGGUGCCCUGCUGACGUCCACCAGUGGCCCUGGCUUCCAUCUCAUGCUCCCUUUCAUCACAUCAUAUAAGUCUGUGCAGACCACACUCCAGACAGAUGAGGUGAAGAAUGUACCUUGUGGGACAAGCGGUGGCGUGAUGAUCUACUUCGACAGGAUCGAGGUGGUGAACUUCCUGGUCCCACAUGCAGUGUAUGAUAUCGUGAAGAACUACACAGCCGACUACGACAAGGCGCUCAUCUUCAACAAGAUCCACCACGAGCUGAACCAGUUCUGCAGUGUCCACACGCUUCAGGAGGUCUACAUUGAGCUCUUUGAUCAGAUUGAUGAAAAUCUCAAACUGGCUUUGCAGCAGGAUCUGACCUCCAUGGCCCCUGGGCUUGUCAUCCAAGCUGUGCGUGUGACAAAGCCCAACAUACCCGAGGCCAUCCGCAGGAACUAUGAGCUGAUGGAAAGUGAGAAGACAAAGCUUCUCAUUGCAGCCCAGAAGCAGAAGGUGGUGGAGAAGGAGGCCGAGACAGAGCGGAAGAAGGCCCUCAUUGAGGCAGAGAAAGUGGCUCAGGUUGCAGAAAUCACCUACGGGCAGAAGGUGAUGGAGAAGGAGACGGAGAAGAAGAUUUCAGAAAUCGAAGAUGCGGCGUUUCUGGCCCGAGAGAAGGCCAAGGCCGAUGCCGAGUGCUACACUGCCAUGAAAAUCGCCGAAGCGAAUAAGCUGAAGCUGACCCCUGAGUAUCUGCAGCUGAUGAAGUACAAGGCCAUUGCUUCCAACAGCAAGAUUUACUUUGGCAAAGACAUCCCUAACAUGUUCAUGGACUCUGCGGGCAGCCUGGGGAAGCAGUUUGAGGGGCUCACUGACAAGCUGAGCUUUGGCUUAGAAGAUGAGCCCCUGGAAGCAGGCACCGAGGAGAACUGAAUGUUUUUGUCCACAACCUCAGGUGACACUCAAAGAGAUCUUGAUUUUGUAAAGGACGAACUGGGUUGCCCUCCCCUUCCACACUACCUUUGUUGACUCUCUUCCACGUGAAAAAAGAAACGGACUUAAAUCUAUUCCCCUUCCCGGGAAGGGAGGGCAGGGAUUGAUGAAUUGGGGUUUUAUUCAGGUAAGGAGGUUACACGACUUCUGUUAAGAUUUGUAAACCAUGUGGUUAGACCUUUGACCUCCAGGCACUGAUUUUCACCCCCUUUUGAAGCUGGCUGAAUUAGGGAUGCUCUCCAUGAGGCGUGGGAGAAAUACAGGGUGUGAUGCCUCCAGGUGACCUGACUGCCCUGCUUUGGGAAAAGGCAGCCCAGUGUUCUUGUCCUGCCUCCCAGUGGGUGACGCUCAGCAACUGAGCAAAUCCCUGCUGGUAAGUUUGCCAGUAGGGCUGUGGAAAAAUGGCUGCAGAGAACAUUGGCAUUCCUGGCCUUCCUGGCAGGGCAUACCUGACUCACUGCAGAGGCGUGCUUGAGCCCCAUAAGGAAAAUCUGGUGCUAGGUUUUGCAAGCUUUUCUACACACCGCCCUCCUGGCCCCAGGGCUUAAAGCGUGGUGGCUUCUGACUACAUUUCCAGAGUCAGGGUUUGGUCCCCACCACACACAUCUUUUUAAAACUUUUCGCCUAUUCUGUGAUUCGGUUUUUUUUUUUUCUCCUCUUAACCUGUUCGUUGGUUCCACUCAGCAUCAAGAAGACAGAACAAAGAACUCAGGCAUCUUAAUAGCUGCUGAAGUGGGACCGUCCUGUCUGUUAGCCACUGUGCUACCUGCUUGGCAAAUUGUGUGUGUUCCUUGAGAUCAAGUGUCUUUUUAUUGUUGUGGAGGUUCUCCAGGGAAGCGCUUCUCUGGGGAAGGUAGAAGGGUCGUCCAAGAGAGUUCCCAGUCUGACUGCCUGUGGCUUGUGCCAGCAGUUCAUGUGACAUGGUGAUAAACAGGAGCGCAUUCACAAGGUGGCCCGUGUCUUUAAAUCCAGGGCUCAGGGGUCACACUGGGUGUUAAAUCUCCAAACUGCAGCUAUGUGGGUGUGGGUCAGAGUUCACGCCCCAGUCCCUGGAUUGGAAGGGCUGCUUCAGAAUCCAUUCACAUGUGUUUUCACUGCUGAUUAGAUUUGGAUGGUGAAGGGCAAACAAGAGAAAAAGGUUUUAUAUCCUGAAAUUGGAGUUGGGUGUGUGGGUGGCGUACCAGAUUGCUGAGUGGUGUCUGGAGUGAACUCGCAAGCAUAUCGGUGUUGUUUGUGACAAGCUCUAGCUUAGAUUUGUUAUUAGCUUUGUUUUUAGCUGCCUCCCCCCCCACAUACACACACCCCAAAGAGACUCCCACUGUACCCCUCCCACUGCAGUGAAACUAUGAAUAAUACUUUCAGACAUAGAGUUCCAUCUCAUUUUUGGUCCCAUGCCCAGACUUCUGAUUUCUCAAAUGGCCCCAAAAGUUGGGCCAGUCAUGUCAGGAGCUGGGGGAGCAUUCACCCUGCCUCAAAAGACACAAAGGGUUAACUCCCCUUAAUUUAAAUGUUGCCCUUCUCCAUUCUAAUUUCUGGGACCUUGAAUUCUCAAACCCUUGUCCUGAUCACACUUUGUACAGGCAGUCAGAUGUUCCUGGGAGUGAUGGAUUUUCAUGUGCAAGAAAGUGCUUGCAGAAGGGGGUUAGUCUCCUGAGACCUAGGUAAGGUAUCGGUUAUCAAGACACACUAGGGCUCCUCCCAUUUCAAUGCCGUUCAUCACUCCUUAGGAACAACAGGUCACGUCCAGCAUCCCUGAUUUACAUACUCGUCUGCUCCUCUGGCCACCUAAGCCUCAGAAAGCACUCCUUCACUAGUGGAAUCUGGAGCGAGGACAUCUCAGCCUCGUCGGAUAGCACGGUUGCUCAGAUUCUUAACCGGAAUAUCUCCCUAAUCCUGACAUCCUGUGAUGGCUUGUCCCUUACACCAGAUCACAAAAGGGCCUCAGUAAAGUCCUGCGACACCUGUCCCUCAAUGUUAAUGUUGCUGCUUCUUUAAGCAGAACGUAUAACUGUUGUAGUACCCAUUCAUUUAAAUCCACUGGUUAUACCUGCCUGAAUUAGUAAAAUCAUGGAUCUCGGCUGUUUCCUUAACUUGGGACAACUAACCAGUCUGUCUGUUUGACUUUGUUUCUUUAACAUUUCCUGGAAAACCUACUCUGCAAACAUUUGAAUUCUAAACAUGUUAAAUGUGAUGGCCUGCCAUUUGGCAGGCAGUGAAGUCAUGGCUGCUAUUUAUAAAUGGAACCUCUAUCAAAAUAGGUAAAUGUUUAUAAAAUUCAGUUUUUGUAGGAUUUGCCAAGGAAAAGUCACCUUGGUUGAAUGUUUCUCACGCAUUAAACUUCACAGAAGUGAUCCAUAUUCAGUACUGGUUUUAAUCACUUUUUAAAUAACAAGGAUAGGAUGUUUGAAAGGAAGCCACAGUUUGUUCAUUUUUAUAUGACCAAGAUAAAUUCGGAGGGAUCUGUGAUCAUAUUCAGUUAAGGGAGGAAAAAAAAAAUCACUGAAAGGAUUUUAGCAAUACAGUCAUCCCUCGGUCUCCACAGGGGACUGGUUCCAGGACCCCCGAGGACACCAAAAUCCAUGGAUGCUCACGUCCCUUAUAUGAAGUCACCUUCUGUAUCACAGGUUCUGCAUCCAUGGAUGGGAAGGGCUGGCUAUAUACUGAUCUAAAAAAGAUGUUUUAUAAAUGAUCUGUUGCAGUUUCUACAGGUCUCUGUAUCUUUCAACACUGAUAACUUUACCAUUUACAGAGAGUAAGAGCAUCAUACUUGCUGACUUAGCUAUUUACAUUUGAUUGAGGAUAAAAUGUAUUCUGAUGAGUGUCUGCUGUCUGUGAACUUAACCACUGCUUUCUUUAGUUCUAGUUAGUAGGGGUCUAGCCACUGUUUCUGUUGUUUCCUUUUAAAAGCGGUUAAAGCCAAUCAUUUCGUGUUUGUAUUUCCGUUCCUCUUUAUUUCUGCUUUUGUGGAAGCUGUUGAUCGAAUAGUCAAAGCUAAUUCUAUGUGCAAAGAGCCCCAAGGGCUGAAUGACUCCCUUUGUACCUGAGAAAUGAUUCUUGUUAUAUUGCAUUCUACAAAUGAUAUGCUGGAUUAAUUGCCUUGAGUUGAUGAUGGAGAAACUGCUUUGGACAACACUAAAGGUGUGAUUUUAUGUCUUAGUUUUAUUUUCAGUCUUGCUAAAUAAAAUGAGUCUUUGUAUUUUUUUUA
This is a messenger RNA of Sus scrofa (pig), 5349 nucleotides long. NCBI's taxonomy places the organism in Eukaryota, Metazoa, Chordata, Mammalia, Artiodactyla, Suidae. The record is from RefSeq and is a predicted model, not a curated record.